AAAAUCAAAUCUCCCACCAGACUCCAACUCACUGCCAUCUUCAUCUCUUUCAUAUGUAUCAAGACGCUAACCCCUUUCACUCUUCCUCAACUCACUGGAACCGCCUCGAGGAUAAGCUCUUCGAACACGCUCUUAUUUUGUUCCCCGAUGAAGUUCCUGAUCGCUGGCAGAAGAUCGCCGAUCAACUUCCCGGAAAGUCUCCCCGGGAUGUCGAGGAACAUUAUGAGGUGCUUGUUCAUGAUGUCGCCGAAAUUAACUCGGGCCGAGUUGAGUUGCCGUGUUAUUCUGACGAGUCGUCCUGUUGGGACUCCGCCAGUCAGAUCUCCUUUGGGUCUAAGCCUGUGAAGCAGAGUGAGCCCGAGAGGAAGAAGGGUACUCCCUGGACUGAAGCAGAACACAGGUUAUUUCUGAUUGGAUUGCGAAAGUUUGGCAAGGGUGAUUGGAGGAGUAUUUCAAGGAGUGUUGUGGUGUCAAGAACACCAACUCAGGUGGCUAGCCAUGCCCAGAAGUAUUUCCUUCGCCAAACAAAUGUGAGGAAAGAGCGGAAAAGGGCAAGCAUCCAUGACAUUACUACAGUGGAUACCAAGCCAAUAGAUCUUCCUGUUGAGCAGAACUCAAUGGGUCUGCCUAUUGACCAAAACUGGAAUCCUUCUCAGGAAGUUCCAGUUCACCAUGAGCCACCUACAUAUCAACAGUUUCCUCCACCAAACCAGUUUCCCAGUCAAGGAGGUGCAAUGGGGUAUCAAAACUAUGGCUUUCCCAUGUAAAGCAGUAGAGGUGUGCACUUUGUAGAUAAAGCAAUAGCAUGCUUUUGUCAAGUCAUAUCCAUGUUCAUUUUAGCUAAUAGGUGAUUAGUGGUUUUGAAAAAGUAGAACUCACAAUCUAGGUGGUCGUUUUUUGAAUUAUCUGUGGAUAAUUCAGAAACAAAGUGGUGAAAAGUUUAGUUGGAUUAUGCACAGAAACUUUAAGAUGGAAUUCCAUAGAGAUAGGCAAUUUUUUCUUAGUUCUUUGAUCAUUUUGCCAUAAGAGUUGGAAACCUUUCUUGUUUAGAUACUUAUUACCACCCUUUGAUUGAUCUGAUAGUAUUAAUGCUGGUAUUGAGUAUAAAUAAGAAGUAGUUCUUAUUUCUCCAA
Molecule: messenger RNA, 1133 nt
Organism: Mangifera indica (mango)
Lineage: Eukaryota; Viridiplantae; Streptophyta; Magnoliopsida; Sapindales; Anacardiaceae
Product: transcription factor DIVARICATA-like
Exons: 2
Coding region: 54-767 (237 amino acids)
Molecular function (GO): DNA binding
Source: RefSeq, a predicted model, not a curated record